Molecule: messenger RNA, 3487 nt
Organism: Heteronotia binoei (common prickly gecko)
Lineage: Eukaryota; Metazoa; Chordata; Lepidosauria; Squamata; Gekkonidae
Gene: PIDD1
Product: p53-induced death domain protein 1
Exons: 16
Coding region: 244-2916 (890 amino acids)
Biological process (GO): apoptotic process; DNA damage response; signal transduction
Molecular function (GO): protein binding
Source: RefSeq, a predicted model, not a curated record
UUUGGCUGUAGCGAGGCUGCCAAGUUGGUGCAGCAGCAGCUGCUCUCGUGAACUCGCGGGCUUCCCGUUAACUUCCUUGCAAUCAAGUGUUUCAGAAUAAGGGUGAUGAGGCCUGAAAUGUUUUCUCAAACGAGAGACUGCCAUUGCUUUCUGUUACUCAGUUUAUUUCUUUGUGGAAUCACCAGCAGUUGUUUGGCUGGCAAGCUGGAACAUGCACAGCCCACAGCGAUGUAACACCAGAAGAUGGCAGAGCUGCAGGAGCUUGGGGACCCUCUGGGGGAGGGUGCUUUGGGGGCUGCUGCAGUUACUGGUCCCUGCUUGGCUGGCAACAGGCUUAAUAUUGAUGUCUACGUGGAUGGCUGUCACCAGUUCUUCAAGCUACUGGAAAUGAGAAGGGAAGAAGUGGUACAGGUGGAAUUCUUGCGACUGAAUUGCAAUGAGGAUCUUAUCACUUCCACACUGAGCCAUAUUCCUAUCUUGAAGGCUUUAAAAUCUCUGGUACUCAAAGGUGGGCAUGCCAGGGAUAAAGUUGGUGCUCCUCAGAGAGGAUUUCUGGCAUUUUUACCUCAGGAGUUUGGGCACCUCCGCAACCUUGUUCACCUAGAUCUCAGCUUCAAUAGCUUCACUAUUCUGCCUUCUUGCAUCACAGAGCUGGCUAGCCUCAAGAAUCUCCUGGUGUGCCACAACAGCUUACAGGGACUUCCUGAGGACUUUGGUCGGCUCACCAAGUUGACUUUCUUCUCUGCCAUGAAAAAUAAGAUCAGACAUCUGCCACAGAGUAUAGGGGGGCUGGCAGCACUGCAGACCCUGGACCUCUCUGAAAAUGCACUGGACACACUCCCUGAAGAGAUUGGGAACCUGCGUAGUUGCACAGAGCUGGAUCUAUCAGGAAAUCAAUUAACAGGAAUCCCCAGCUCUCUUGCCAAAUUGCAGUCUCUACAGCGGCUGCAUCUUCACAGCAAUCUUCUGGUGACAGUUCCUGCAUCCCUUGCCCGCCUUCCUGACUUGUCCAGGCUUGAUCUGCAGAAUAACAGACUGCGCAUCAUCUCUCCAGAGAUCCAGAGUUCUCCCUUUGUGCAUCUCCGUGGUAAUCCUCUAGGAGAACCUGAAGUGCCUCUGCAGCCAGAUGAUUCCAGCUCAGAAGAAUUACGAACACUGUUUCUUGCUGCUAGUGAUGAUAGAUUUACCGUGACUCCAGAAGGCUGUAAGGUUAUCCUGACCUGUGGUGUCCAGUUUUGCUUCCCCCGUGGGGCUGUCACUUCUUCAGUAACCAUUUGCUUCCAGGAGUGUUCUCCUGAUCCACAGUGGGUGAAACUGAAACAUCAUGACAUCCUGCUAAGCCAAGUCCUAGAGCUGCAGCCUCAUGGGAUUGAAUUCCAGGAGGAGGUGGAGAUCUGGAUGCCUUAUGCCUUUACUCAGAGUCUUCAUGAGCGUGAAGUCAUAAUCCGAACCUUCAGUGGGCAGAAGUGGAGUGAUCUAAGGUCCAAAGUGGAGUGGAAAGGGAAGAUGCUUCUAGCCUGCUGCAGUGUCCCUCAUUUCUCCUGGUUCUUGGUUGUAUCUCAACUCGUGGUAAAUGAAUGCAGUGUCCCUAAGGAAGGGACAUUGCUUUUUUCAACUGUCAACCCUAACAUCAAAGUGACCUUUCCUCAUGGUGUGACUGAGGAGCCUCGGAAAGUGAUGCUUCAGGUGUUGCCUGUAUCCGUGGAGGAGCUACUGGAGAUCACAGGUGACUCUGAGACUGUUGCCAGUCCUCUUCUUUCUCUGUCUCAGAAUUCUACUAUGGACUUCCUCCAGCCCAUCAAAAUUCAGCUCCCGCUGCCUCCAGGAGUCACAGGCCUAACCUUGGAUCGGUCCAGGGUGCAUCUUCUGCAUGGUGACUGGAAAGCCCAGAACUGGAAUGACAUCACAGACCAAGUGGUGCUAGAGUUCACCCACCUCUAUGCUUUGUUUGAAGUCACCCACUUUUCCUGGUAUUGGCUGUGGUAUACCACUAAGACAUACAUUAGCGGCUUUGCCAAAGAGGUCUACAAAAGAUUGCGCAUGUACCAGGUGAACUUCAUAGCUCUACAGAGGAAGAAAGAUCCUGAACAAGUCUUGUUACAGUGUGUACCAAAGCACAAGGUUGAUCCUGUUUUGAAAAAACUCCACGAUAGAUACCAAGGCCCUGAACCAUCUGACAUGGUGGAGAUGUUUGAAGGAGAGCAGUUCUUUGCAGCUUUUGAACGAGGCAUCAACAUCGAUGCAGACCGCCCAGACUGCAUUGAUGGAAGAAUUUCAUUCAGUUUUUAUUCUCACUUGAAAAAUCUGAAGGAAGUCUAUAUUACUUCGGAAGUGGACAGAAAAAGCAAAGCUGUGAAGGGGCAGGUUUCCUUUUAUCGAGGAGCUAUUCCAGAGAACAUUCCUGAAGAGGCUACCAAAAAGAGAAAAGGCCCCAACUCCCACUGGCUUGCUACUUUGCCAAUCAAGCUACCUAAACUGAAAUCUCAGGGGAAUGAGUUACCUACAGCCAAAAAUGGCUUCUCCCUCCCUUCUUUGAAUUUGGGGAGUGCUGAAACUGGUUAUUUGACGCAAUCUAAUCUGCUUAGUGUUGCGGGACGCAUUGGAGCUGAUUGGCAGACGGUUGGUUUGAAUCUGGGUUUUUCUUAUCAGCAGAUUCAGCAGAUAAAAUACAAUAACAGGGAAGAUCUCAGUGCUCAGAUCCAGGAUAUGCUCUUUUCUUGGGCUCAGCAAAAUAAAAGGACCCCUGACUGCAUAGACAGGUUGAUCAGCUCAAUGAAGGAGAGUGGCCGCCAAGACAUAGCAGAUGAGAUUGAAGACAUCAUCUCCCUGGGAAGACAGAAAUAUAGAGAAUCCAUCCAGAGAGUGGGCCUGGACCAGGAAAGCAGUGCUGAAGACUCUGCUAUUGCCAUGAUGUAACUGCUGUGUAAAGCCCACUUUGACUUACCUGGGGUUUGGUCCAGUAGAAGGUGCUGUCAGUGGAAGGGAUUCAUGGUCACAGGUAUUCUCUGCUACCCCCCGCUCCCCAGCAGUCCCUUCCAACCCUGGGAAAGCUGAUUCCUGGGAUCGCCGGAUCUAUGUGGAGAAUAGCUGUGCAGGUCAGUGGGCUGCAGGGAAAAUCAGUUCGUGUUGUAAGCAGAAGGUAUGCUAGCACCACACAGGGAUUGACUGCAGUAAGCCACACGUGGCUCCCAUGCCUCUGAGUAUCACCCUGUUAGACCAACAGGUAUGAAACUAGUAUAUAACAACAAAUGAAACAAUACACACAUUCAAUUCAAGGGCUGAGGCAUUUCACAGGACCCUUUUGAUUGUAUGCUUGGACUUUGCUGGAACUGGAAUGUCCUUCUGAGUCUGGAACUGACUCAGUAAAGUGGAAACAUUCUGCAUCUCUAAAUACUGCUCGUUUUGUUGUUUAUUACUUAGGUUGUAAAAACAGUAAGAUGUAAAGUAAAACUAAAGUAAAUGUUGACAGUUGGGUCACUUUAAUAUA